This is a messenger RNA of Effrenium voratum, 2361 nucleotides long. The record is from the annotation of a GenBank genome assembly. NCBI's taxonomy places the organism in Eukaryota, Dinophyceae, Suessiales, Symbiodiniaceae.
AUGUGGCAGCCUUUCCCGGUGCAUGUGCCAUUCGCUGCCAGCAGCUUGCCCCCAUCGGCGCACCACUCCUCCACGUUUGCUGGGCGCAGGCAUGAUGCACAGCGGUUCAUUCUGUUUGGGCCGGUGCUUGUAGCGCUGCGCAGCCACUCCCGCCCGCAUCAACUUCCAGCAGCUCGCCGGCAGCGCAUGAAGCAACGUCCCUCAUAUGACUACACAACUGGGUUGCAGGAGGAGCUAUAUUUUCUCAACUGUCCAACGAACGCGCAGCAUCCAGGACGAUCGCAAAAUGCGAAAGAGUUGAGGUACAAAAUAAAGCAAUGUCGGAGCGCUUCGAGUUUGCUGCAGCUGCUGGAGGAGGGUGUGUCUGAAGAGAUUAUGGAAGCCAGUGUCAUUGGUGCUGCAAUGCAGACAUGUGGCUAUCAGAGCUGGUGGGGAACCUUUAUGAAAGUCCGCAGCAUUCAGCAGAAGCACUCGAUAUCAUUAUUUGUUGUUGAGAGGAACAUUGCAAUGACAGCCUUGUCGCAUUGUCUGAAACACGGGGGGAAGUUUGGAGCAAUUCAACAACGCAAGCAAGCCGUGCUUCGCAUGGCGCAAGAAAUCUGGCAAGAAGUGCCUCAGGGCACAUCAACAGACCAUGAUUCUUUCAAUUGUGGUCUCAGCAGUGCUGUUAAGAUGGCCCGUUGCGUCGACAGCCCAGAAGCUCUGGAAUGGGGUCUGGAAGUCUGGCGUCAAGCAGAUGACAAUUAUAGCAAGAGCAUUAUAACUUUUGCUACUUACGCCCACUUUUUGGAGCACUACGAGCUUCAUGACAAGGUGGAUGCGCUGCUGGCAGACAAGGAGGUAGAGAAGAACUGUGUGCUCUUAGGAGCACUUCUUGACAGUGCUGCCUCCCGUGGACACACGGCUCGCGCAGGUCAUUUGUGGCGAUCGUUUGUCAGCAAGCAUGAUGUGACCCCGAACUUGCUGUGCUAUAACGCAUUUGCCAAAGCUUUUCUCAUUUCAGGGCAUCCAACACGCGUGGUGCGGAUUCUUCGGCCAGUUGUGGAUGCGGCACGCAGCCAGGGCAACUUCCAGCUUGUGGGCGCCUAUAUUCAGUCGCUGCUGGUUCUUUACCACUCUUCCCUGGCGGCAGAGCAUUUACGUGAAUUAAGGCCACUGCUAAAGAAGACGCCGCCUCGCAGCUAUGCGAAAGACUGGAAGCGCUUUGAUGCAGCGGCGCGACAUUUGGCGGCUGGAAGGCUCAUCCCGCUCAGCGAGGUGCUGAUCGAAUGGAAGGCCCGAACGCGAAGCUCCAUGGCCAACUGGAAGGACGCCGUGGCUGGUUCCGGCUACUUGGCAGAGCUGGAGCCGGCCAGAGUUGAGAAGGGCCGCUUGCCGGAGGUGACGGAGAUGUCGCGCUUCCUGGCGCGGCCCACGGACUUUGCCUAUUUGGUCACCGAGGUCACCGCCGGCGGCCAAGUGCGCUCGAUGACCAUCACCCGGGGCGCCUUGCUGCGGGAGACGGCUCUCAGGCCGCGGGAUCUGAGGGCAGUGUCCGUGCGGCCCUCCGGUGGCUCGGAGGUGGGCCCCAUGCUUGGCAGGCGCUCGGGGCUGCUCCUCGGCCUCGGCGGGGUGCGGGCGGUGGUGGAGGAGGAGCGUGCCCUGAUGUUCGGGCCGCCCGGGCGCGACCAGAUCCGCUUCCUGCGUGUCUUGGAGAACCAGAAGCGCCUGGCGGCGCAGGAGAUAGGCCUGGCGCAAGCGGGCAGCUUCCGCAUGAUCUUUGUGGAGAGCGCUCUCUUGGCUCUGAGCCGGCGCCUUGCGUCGAGGCUCCUGGAGAUCCGGCAGCGCACGGAGCCGAAGCUCCGGGCGCCCCCGGUGCUGCGGGAGCCUGAUUUGGAAGAGGUGCGCCAAUUGCGGCGGUCCUUGGUUCGCUGCGCCAGCCAAGCCUCCGCAGUGUCUUCGUCUUUGCUGUCUCGGCUGGACGGGGAUGAGGCCAAGCUCCUCGCUGCGGGGGACGGCGAUUCUGCGGCCUCCCACGACGAAUGGGAAGCGCUGCUGGAGGCGUACCUCCAGGCCUACAGCGAGCUUUCGAGGCAAUGUACCUCCCUUCUGAUGGACAUUGAGGAUUUCGAAGGCUCCACGAGCCUGGCCUUGCAGGCGCGGCGUUUGCGAGUGGAGCAGUUCGAGCUGAGCCUCGUCAUUGCCUCGGUGUCCAUUGCCGCUGGGGGCCUGGUGCCAGGUGCCAUGGGAAUGAACCUGUUGACCGGCUGGGAGAAUUCAGAUUCGGCCUUCCGGGUGGCCAUCCUGGUCACCUGCCUGGUGGUCAUCACUCUCUUCUUCACCAUCCGGUUCUUGGCAAGCCGCCAGGGCUUCCUUCUGUAG